Messenger RNA from Ceutorhynchus assimilis (cabbage seed weevil), 5597 nucleotides. The record is from the annotation of a GenBank genome assembly. NCBI's taxonomy places the organism in Eukaryota, Metazoa, Arthropoda, Insecta, Coleoptera, Curculionidae.
CCGGUGAAUAUGAGGCGCUCCGUGCCCGCGUCGCUCCCUAAACUCGUGCUAACCUAAAUAUUACGAUGGGUUCUUCCAGUAGAUAUUCAUCGUACAACUGUUUAACUAGUUGGGACAGCUACGACAGAAUACCCAGGGUCCGAGUAGAAUAUUACGUCAAUGAAAAUACUUUUAAGGAACGACUGCAAAUCUAUUUUAUUAAAAAUCAAAGAUCUAGUCUUAGGAUACGAAUAGCCAAUCUAUUUUUAAAACUACUCACAUGUGCUCUGUACAUAAUCCGGGUUGUUACCGACCUAGAUCCCACAUAUGCAACAUGUUACGGCUGUGUACCAAGCAACAAAACAGAAUACAUUCUCUCGGCCAAUCUGACAGAAGAGAAAUUCCAGGAGAAUCCCAUUAUCAAUUGGGAUGCGAUCAUGUGGGUGAACCGCCCCCUCGAACUCUGGGUGGUCCAAGUCGUUUUGGCCAUUAUCAGUUUGUUGGAGGCCGUUUUGUUAGCAUAUCUCGGAUACAAGGGUAAUAUAUGGCAGCAGCUUUUAUCGUUCCAUUUCGUUCUAGAAAUAAUUAACACGGUGCCAUUUACAUUUACAAUUUUUUAUCCACCGUUAAGGACCAUGUUCAUUCCAGUAUUUUUAAAUUGUUGGUUAGCGAAACGUUCCUUAGAAAAUAUGUUCAACGAUCUUCAUAGGGCAAUGCAAAAAUCGCAAUCGGCAUUGUCGCAACAGCUGACUAUUCUUUCCGCAACGCUUAUUUGUCUGGUUUUCACAAGCGUUUGUGGAAUUCAACAUUUCCAACGGGCCGGACAUCGACACUUGAACCUAUUUCAGGCAACUUAUUACGUAGUAGUGACCUUUUCCACUGUAGGCUACGGAGAUUUUGUGCCCGACAUUUGGCCUUCUCAACUGUACAUGGUCAUCAUGAUUUGUGUAGCACUUAUUGUGCUACCUACACAGUUCGAACAAUUGGCCUUCACCUGGAUGGAACGACAAAAAUUGGGCGGCUCCUAUUCAUCGCACCGCGCCCAAUCGGAAAAGCACGUAGUGGUAUGCAGUACCAAUUUGCACGCCGAUACUAUUAUGGAUUUUUUGAAUGAAUUCUAUGCUCAUCCGCUUUUACAGGAUUUUUAUGUGGUUCUGUUGUCACCGAUGGAAUUGGAUACUACUAUGAGGAUGAUUUUACAGGUUCCGAUUUGGGCCCAACGAGUGAUUUACAUCCAGGGCUCGUGUUUGAAAGACGGCGAUUUGGUGAGGGCCCGAAUGAACGAAGCGGAGGCAUGUUUUAUUCUGGCUGCCAGGAAUUAUGCCGAUAAAACCGCAGCGGACGAGCACACGAUUUUACGUAGCUGGGCGGUAAAAGACUACGCGCCUAGCGUCGCGCAGUACGUGCAAAUUUUCCGACCCGAAAACAAAUUGCACGUGAAAUUCGCCGAGUUUGUCGUUUGCGAAGACGAGUUCAAGUACGCGUUGCUCGCCAACAAUUGUACGUGCCCCGGAGCGUCUACUCUAGUUACCUUGUUGUUACACACUUCCAGAGGACAGGAAGGUCAACAAUCUCAGGAAGAAUGGCAUCGGCUCUACGGCCGUUGUUCCGGCAACGAAAUCUACCACAUCAUUUUAGGAGAUAGUCGAUUUUUUGGAGAGUACGAGGGGAAAAGUUUUACUUACGCCAGCUUUCAUUCUCACAGAAAGUAUGGUGUAGCCUUAAUAGGAGUCCGCCCAGCCGAACUACCCGAAUUCUACGAAGACACCAUCCUACUCAAUCCCGGCCCGAGACACAUAAUGAAAAAAAGCGACACCUGCUACUACAUGAGCAUCACUAAAGAGGAAAACUCUUCAUUCAGCGUAUCCAGUCAAAAUAAUACUUCCGCCGAUCCGGUCAACAAUAAAGCUAAAGAGGCUGACUUCAAACCGAUGGGACUUCAUUUUAAAGAUGCAAACGCUACACUGAGUGAUUCGAAACAAUGUCUGAAAGAGUCCACCGGCUCAAUUUCGGUAGAUAUUUCGAUGACCGGUAACCAUUUGGACAUACCGAGAGGCGGAGGAGAAAAUCCGAACUUACUAUGUCCCGAUUCGAUAAAUCAUAGGAGGAAUUCUAGGAGACCGAGCAUUCUACCGGUUCCUGAUAUGUUUACUGGAAGUUCACUAAACAUCAGCUGUUCUCAGGAUGCGGAACAAGACGAAGCAGAUGAGAGUGAGGACGAGCUCGAAGAUGACGUACCUUGGAGAUCACCCAGUGAAAAAAUUGCGUCUAGUCUUUCUGACGAUUCUUUGGAUUUCGACCGACCUGCAUGGCAUGAUGAAUGUGUUAGUAUCGUCAAAGGAUUUCCCCCAGUCUCGCCUUACAUUGGAGUGAGUCCCACGUUGUGUUAUCUACUCAAGGAGAAGAAGCCUUUAUGUUGUUUGCAGCUGGCUCAAGUGUGCGAACAUUGCAAUUAUCGGAACGCUAGAGAAUAUCAAUGGCAAAACAAAACGAUUAUUCUGGCCGCCGACUACGCCUCGAACGGCAUCUAUAAUUUCAUUAUACCGUUGAGGGCCCAUUUCCGACCGAAAACGUCGCUGAAUCCCAUUAUCUUGCUGCUGGAACGACGACCGGACGUCGCUUUUCUGGAUUCCAUCUCUUAUUUUCCAUUGAUUUACUGGAUGGUCGGCUCGAUAGAUUGCUUGGACGAUUUGCUUAGAGCAGGCAUCAGUUUAGCGGAAAAUGUCGUAGUCGUUAAUAAGGAACUGUCGAAUUCUGCCGAAGAAGAUUCCCUUUCGGACUGUAAUACGAUUGUAGCAGUUCAAACUAUGUUCAAAUUUUUCCCUAGCAUCAAAAGUAUAACAGAGCUGUCACAGUCUUCCAACAUGCGCUUUAUGCAGUUCAGAGCUCACGACAAGUACGCCCUUCAUUUAUCGAAAAUGGAAAAAAGAGAAAAAGAACGAGGCUCUCAUAUUUCCUACAUGUUCCGAUUGCCGUUUGCCGCCGGGAGUGUUUUCAGUGCCAGCAUGUUGGACACGCUUCUUUAUCAAGCCUUUGUUAAAGAUUACGUUAUUACUUUCGUGAGGUUACUACUCGGUAUUGAUCAAGCACCAGGAUCGGGGUUUUUAACAUCUAUGCGGAUAGGCAAAGAGGACAUGUGGAUAAGAACGUACGGCCGUCUAUACCAAAAAUUGUGUUCCACGACUUGCGAAAUCCCGAUAGGCAUCUACCGAACCCAAGACACUUCGAUUACCGACACAUCACAUUAUUCGAUUAACAUGGCAGACGAGGCCAAAGAUAACCACAAUCAGCAAAUCGAACGUGCCGAAAUUGCCAAUUUGGUCCGUUCUAGAAUGGAAAGUUUAAAUUUGCCCACCAUAGACUAUAACGAUACUAGCGAGAAACGUAACAGUUUAUCGUACGUCAUUAUUAAUCCCAGCUGUGAUCUUAAGCUAGAAGAAGGAGAUAUCAUAUAUUUAGUUCGUCCUAGUCCGUUUUCCGCUCAAAAAACAUUUGAACGUCACAACAGCCGCCGAAAGUCAAAUAUUAGUUUUUGUUCGCAAAACAUCUUGCAGCAGUUGGGCGGAAACGCCCAAUCGGGCAACAGGAGGGGGUCGGGUUUGGGCCUAAGCGGCUACCAAGCACCCAGGCCUCCGCCACUAGUGACUACCAAGUCAAAUUCUUUGUCUUUGCCCGAUAGCCCAACAGUUACUUAUCAGAGAGGACGAUCGAAUUCUUUACGAGUAAUCGACGAUAUUUUGUUAAGAAGAUCCAAUUCGCUUCGUCAAGGAUUACCAAACAUAGGAAAUCCACGAAGAAAAAGUAGCCUGGAAGACAUUGGCCUCUCUCACUUUUCAACGAAAUUCCAAAAUCCCAUUAAAAUCGCCCUGAACGACAGUAUCGGGCUGGAAGUGACACCGCCCGAAGAAAACAGUCCACCCAUUAUUUCCAGCAAUACCGCCAUGUUGGGAAAUAUGCCAUCGAUGCUCCAUCAUGGAAGUACUUUGAGUUUGCAGUCAAUUGGAGCACCUGUUAGUAGCUUAGGUAUUGGAAUGCCUUCUUUCAACGAUCCACCAAGCUCGGCAUCUCAAUCGGCCCUACCCCCUACCGGAGACCCGCAACAACUGCAAGGCACCAUCGUAUGAUACAACCUAAUGUGGGGGCGCAGGGGCAACAGCCUCAGGAAAAAGUGGUUGUAGAUUCCUAGUCCUCACAAUAGUAUUUUGUAUUUUUUCCUUUCCCCAUAUUUACAUUGACGAGUGUAUUUAUAUACAAAAAAAAGGGGCCUUCUAUAUUGGAUUUUUUUUAGUUCUUUCUACACAAUAAUUAGACUGAAGUAAGGAUUUACGUUUUGUAGCUUAGUAAACCGUCCAUUUGUCUUAUUAGGUAAUAAUUAGGCCUAUAUAUUAGCAACCUUUAUUGUAAAUCUACUGGGAAACCAAUUAAUAAAGUACCAAUUUUCUGGGGAAAUACAGUAAAUGUGAGGCUUUUGCGGCACAGUUUUAUUGAUAAGGGGUUUUCAUUCGGGCUAAAUGGCUGUCAUAAGUUGAAAAUGAAAACCACUUAUCAAAAUACAGUAAAUUUUCCCAUAUUAUUACUUCUUACCAGUAGAUGAAUAAUUCUUGAGGCCUCUCUAGUGAAAGUUCACCUAAUAACUAAUGCUUAUAUCAUUCCUUGUAUAAAAAAACAUUAUUAGGUCCUAGAUUUAAGACUGUAUUGUGGUCCAAUUAAUACGAAAUCUUUAGGAAAAAAUAAACCUUUUUAAAUACAUAUCUAUCUCUAUGAAUAAGCGAGGCGACAAAUUUAUAUAUUUUUCUAGAAUAGACCAAAUAGCAUCUUUACGAAUUGACCAAUAAAAUAAUUAAUGCUUUGGUAUUAUUGCUUUAUACAAAAAUGAUUGUACAUAUUAUGAGCACUACCUACUUUCUUGAAGCUUUUUAUAUCUUUGCCUGUACAGGCCAAGUAAUAUCAAUUUUCAGCAAUAGUAAUUACUAAAAUUAUCCUUAGGAUUUGUAUAAGCUCAACAAGUCAACAACAUUUUACAUUUAGAAACUCAGUUGAAAAUAUUCCUUGUGCCAUAAUACUAGCUAGUCAAUAUAAAGGCUGUAGUAUAGUGGUUUAAUAAUUUAGGAGUAUCAUAACAAGUAGGGCAUAUCUGAAAAAAACUGUUAAAAUUAAUAAUUUUUAUAUUGUUAAAAAACUCUGGUUAAUUAUGUUUGAAAACGGCAGGCUUUAGAAAAAUGUUUUCUUAUUUUGAAAUUUCACAUUUUAAAUUUAACGCACAUCAGCUUGAUAAGUACCUAUCUAAUUGAAUAAUAAUUAUAAUUUAAUAUUUAACAAUUAGUUUUGUGUAUUAUUUCAUUGUCCUUGGAUGUAUAGUAGGAUUAGGAGGUUUUGGCAACAGAAUAAAUAGGUAAGUGUACAUUUUCCUAAUAUUUAAUCAAUAAUUUUCAGAAAAAGCUUAAUUAAUACAAAAGCACAAUACAUACGUAAAAUAAUUAUUUCCACAACUUUUUGAUGGACAUGUUUUUCUCUGAAUCUUUCUGCAUAACUUUGGCCACUGCCAUUUCAAAAUCUUCUUGGGUCACGUGGACUCUUCUUUCUCUCAGAGCGUACAUUCCAGCUUCAGUACAAACACC